AUGCAAAAUCAUAAAACUAAGACUGGUGUUUUACCUCUGAAUAGGGCGACAGACUCCAUUGAUGACAUGUAUGAUGGUUGCCGGUCUGAAACAGCCUCUGUGAUCGACUUGUUUGGCGUGUUUGGUGCAAAGAAACCUGUGCACAAGCACCUGAAAGAAGAGCAUGCUAUAGUUAUGUACAUGUACACAAAGUUGAACUAUAUCCAACAAGAGUUCAACCAAGCAGGGAAAACAGGGAAACUCAAGUACAACACAGACAGAUUUAAGUUCCACUAUUUCUACUUCUACCUGACUGAUGCCAUUCAAGUUCUGCGUCACAAUCAGACAUCAUGCAGAACCACCUAUCACAGGACACGGAAACAGUUUGACCACAAUGUCAUCAACACAAACAUGCGUUUUGGUGCUUUCACCUGGGUAGCUUCAAGCAAGGAGUCAUUUGAUAUGAAUGGCAAUGUGUCUUGUUUUGAGAUCUACUCAUGCUUUGGUGCUGAUAUAACACAUUACUCUGCCACAAACCAAAUGGGACAGGUGCUGAUUCCUCCCUAUGAGGUCUUCAAAAUCACUCAUGUCCUGACUAAUGACCCAUGGUGCAGUGUGGUCUACAAGCUAAAGAGCACCAAAAUACCAAGGAGAGAUAUAAAUUUCCUUGUUAAACGCAGGCAGAAGAAUUUUGUGGCUGCAGUGCUGAGUGUUCUGCUGGUGCUGAUGAUUAUUCUGGUGAUAUGA
Messenger RNA from Perca fluviatilis (European perch), 726 nucleotides. Its product is annotated as ecto-ADP-ribosyltransferase 4-like. Lineage: Eukaryota; Metazoa; Chordata; Actinopteri; Perciformes; Percidae. The coding region runs from base 1 to 726 and encodes 241 amino acids. The transcript is spliced from 3 exons. The record is from RefSeq and is a predicted model, not a curated record. Gene Ontology annotation, molecular function: NAD+-protein-arginine ADP-ribosyltransferase activity; NAD+ poly-ADP-ribosyltransferase activity.